This is a messenger RNA of Cercocebus atys (sooty mangabey), 2788 nucleotides long. RefSeq names its product FCH and double SH3 domains 1 (gene FCHSD1). The record is from RefSeq and is a predicted model, not a curated record. Gene Ontology annotation, cellular component: neuromuscular junction; recycling endosome. Gene Ontology annotation, biological process: regulation of actin filament polymerization; neuromuscular synaptic transmission. The transcript is spliced from 19 exons. Gene Ontology annotation, molecular function: protein binding. Lineage: Eukaryota; Metazoa; Chordata; Mammalia; Primates; Cercopithecidae. The coding region runs from base 84 to 2267 and encodes 727 amino acids.
CCUGGCCUGGGGCGGGGCUCCACAGUGGGCGGGGCUUCCUCGAGUUCCGGAGUCCAGUCGCUGGCCGCCUUGCUGGAGCGGAGAUGCAGCCACCGCCCCGAAAAGUGAAGCCGGCCCAGGAGGUGAAGCUUCGCUUCCUGGAACAGCUGAGCAUCCUUCAGACCCGGCAGCAAAGGGAGGCGGAUCUGCUGGAGGACAUCAGAUCCUACAGCAAGCAGAGGGCAGCCAUUGAACGGGAGUAUGGGCAGGCACUCCAGAAACUGGCUGGCCCAUUCCUGAAGAGGGAAGGGCACCGGAGCGGCGAGAUGGACAGCAGGACAGUGUUCGGUGCCUGGCGCUGCCUGCUGGAUGCCACCGUGGCUGGGGGCCAAACCCGGCUCCAGGCGUCCGACCGAUACCGUGACCUAGCAGGGGGUACAGGGCGGAGCGCCAAGGAGCAGGUGCUUAGGAAGGGAACAGAGAACCUCCAGAGGGCGCAGGCCGAGGUGCUGCAGUCUGUCCGGGAGCUGAGCCGAAGUCGGAAGCUGUAUGGGCAGCGGGAACGUGUGUGGGCCUUGGCACAGGAGAAGGCAGCUGACGUCCAGGCCAGGCUAAACCGAAGUGACCAUGGGAUCUUCCACUCUCGGACCAGUCUCCAGAAACUGAGCACCAAGCUGUCCGCCCAGUCAGCCCAGUACUCCCAGCAGCUGCAAGCCGCCCGCAAUGAGUACCUGCUUACCUUGGUGGCUACCAAUGCCCACCUCGACCAUUACUACCAGGAGGAACUGCCAGCUCUGCUCAAGGCCCUUGUCAGUGAGCUGUCAGAACACUUGAGGGACCCCUUGACCUCCCUCAGCCGCACUGAGCUGGAAGCCGCAGAGGUCGUCCUGGAGCAUGCCCACCGUGGGGAGCAGACCACCUCCCAGGUAAGCUGGGAGCAAGACCUGAAGCUGUUUCUUAAGGAGCCUGGUGUAUUUUCCCCCACUCCACCUCAGCAGUUUCAGCCAGCAGGGACUGAUCAGGUGUGUGCCCUGGAGUGGGGAGCAGAAAGCAUGGCUGGCGAGAGUGGCCUGGAGAAAGAGGUUCAGCGCUUGACCAGCCGAGCUGCCCGUGACUACAAGAUCCAGAACCAUGGGCAUCGGGUACUGCAGCGACUGGAGCAGAGGCGGCAGCAGGCUUCAGAACGGGAGGCUCCAGGCAUAGAACAGAGGUUACAGGAAGUGCGAGAGAGCAUCCGCCGGGCACAGGUGAGCCAGGUGAAGGGGGCUGCCCGGCUGACUCUGCUGCAGGGGGCUGGCCUCGAUGUGCAGCGCUGGCUGAAGCCAGCCAUGACCCAGGCCCAGGAUGAGGUGGAGCAGGAGCGACGUCUCAGCGAGGCUCGGCUGUCCCAGAGGGACCUCUCUCCAACCGCUGAGGAUGCUGAGCUUUCUGACUUUGAGGAAUGUGAGGAGACAGGAGAGCUCUUUGAGGAGCCUGCCCCCCAAGCCCUGGCCACUAGGCCCCUCCCCUGCCCUGCACAUGUGGUAUUUCGCUAUCAGGCAGGGCAUGAGGAUGAGCUGACAAUCACGGAGGGUGAGUGGCUGGAGGUCAUAGAGGAGGGAGAUGCUGACGAAUGGGUCAAGGCUCGGAACCAGCACGGUGAGGUAGGCUUUGUCCCUGAGCGGUAUCUCAACUUCCCGGACCUCUCCCUCCCAGAGAGCGGCCAAGACAGUGACAAUCCCUCUGGGGUAGAGCCCACAGCAUUCCUGGCACGGGCCCUGUACAGCUACACUGGACAGAGUGCAGAGGAGCUGAGCUUCCCUGAGGGGGCGCUCAUCCGUCUGCUGCCCCGGGCCCAAGAUGGAGUAGAUGACGGCUUCUGGAGGGGAGAAUUUGGGGGCCAUGUUGGGGUCUUCCCCUCACUGCUGGUGGAAGAGCUGCUUGGUCCCCCAGGGCCACCUGAACUCUCUGACCCUGAACAGAUGCUGCCGUCCCCUUCUCCUCCCAGCUUCUCCCCACCUGCACCUACCUCUGUGUUGGAUGGGCCCCCUGCACCUGUCCUGCCUGGGGACAAAGCCCUGGACUUCCCUGGGCUCCUGGACAUGAUGGUACCUCGACUCAGGCCGGUAAGGGCCCUUGCCUUGGAGGAAAUUGUAUUUAGAGGGGUUAUUCCAAUCAGUCCUGUUUUGUCUGGUAUACCCUUAAGGGAGGACUCUGGAGCACUAACUGUGUGUUCCCUACAGAUGCGUCCACCACCUCCCCCGCCGGCUAAAGCCCCGGAUCCUGGCCACCCAGAUCCCCUCACCUGAAGGCCAGGGAAUCCUUGACCCCCGGUGAUGCUGCUGUCCCUAUCUUCAAGCUGUCAGACCAUACCCUCAAUGAUCCAGAGCAACACAGCCAAAAUCUGGAAUCUCCCUACUUCCACCCUCACCUCCAAGGGUAGAAACUUGCCCCUUCCCAUUUCUGGGACUGGAGCCCACUCCUUUUUUUCCCAGUGUCCUAUCAUCUCUAGGACUGGAACUACUCCUUUCUCUUCUGCCAUCACCCUAUCUAGGGUGGUGAAAUGCCUGAAAUCUCUGGGGCUGGAAACCAUCCAUCAAAGUCUCUAGUGGUUCUGGCCCACCUCUUUCCCCACCCUGGCUCCGUGACCCACCCCACUCUGGAUGCCAGGGUCACUGGGGUUAGGCCGGGGAGAGGAACAGGCCUUGGGAAUCAGAAGGCGCUGGAGCCAGGAUGCGAAGCAGCUGUAAUGGUCUGAGCGGAUUUAUUGACAAUGAAUAAAGGGCACGAAGGCCAGGCCAGGGCCUGGGCCUCUUGUGCUAAGAGGGCA